Cyprinus carpio (common carp) is the source of this 1857-nucleotide messenger RNA. It is a transcript of the gene ddx4, whose product is annotated as DEAD (Asp-Glu-Ala-Asp) box polypeptide 4. The record is from RefSeq and is a predicted model, not a curated record. Gene Ontology annotation, biological process: gamete generation; cell differentiation. Gene Ontology annotation, cellular component: nucleus; P granule. Lineage: Eukaryota; Metazoa; Chordata; Actinopteri; Cypriniformes; Cyprinidae. Gene Ontology annotation, molecular function: RNA helicase activity; ATP binding; RNA binding.
AUGGAUGGUGAUGGUGGCUCAUGGAAGACGACUGCUGGUGGAUGGAUUUCAGGGGCAGAGGAGGAGCAGGGCGGAUCACGAGGAGGAAGAGGAGGCUUCAGAAAUACCUUUUUAAAAUCAGAAACUGAUGAAAAUGGCAACGAUGAAGGUUGGAAAGAUGGUGAAGGCAAAGGAAGAGCGGGUGGUUUCCGUGGUGGUUUCCGCGGGGGUUUUUCGCGCGUGGCAAUGAAAGAGACUGGGAGAAGAGGCUUUGGAAGAGAAAAUGACGAAAAUGGCAACAGAUGGGGUUUCCGGGGUGGUUUACUGGAAGGCUUCCGUGGGGGCUUCCGUGAUGGUAGUGGUGAUGAGGAGACAGGAAAAAGAGGCUUUGGUAGAGGAGGUUUCAGAGGCCGGAAUGAGGAAGUGUUUUCCAAGGCCUCAACAGCAGACAAGCCAGAUCCAGAAGCAGGUGAAAAUGCAGGACCCAAGGUUGUCUAUGUGCCGCCUCCCCCUCCAGAAGAGGAGAGUUCCAUAUUUUCCCAUUAUGCCUCAGGCAUUAAUUUUGACAAAUAAUGAUGACAUUCCAUUGGCUAUAAAAAAAUUGUAGGACCAGACACUAUCUCUCUCUUACAGACUUUUGAUGAAGCAGGACUUUGUGAAUCACUGAGAAAGAAUGUAACGAAGUCUGGAUAUGUGAAGCCUACUCCUGUCCAGAAACAUGGAAUCCCCAUUAUUUCUGCUGGACGAGAUCUAAUGGCUUGUGCCCAGACCGGAUCAGGAAAAACUGCGCGGCCUUUCCUGCUGCCCAUUCGUCUACAGCGGCUGAUGGCUGAUGGGAGUUGGGUGAGCCCCCAAGUUCAGCGAGGUGGUCAGGAGCCGGAGGCCCUUAAUUGUGUGGCCCCCACCAGAGAGAUCAUCAAUCAGAUCUAUCUGGAGGCCAGGAAGUUUGCCUAUUGGGACCUGUGUGCGUCCUGUGGAUUGCUUGACAUCAUUGGUCGUGGAAAGGUUGGCCUGAGUAAGCUGCGGUAUUUGGUUCUUGGAUGAAGCAGACGAAUGCUGGACAUGGGCUUCGGAGCCAUAUGCGUAAAGCUAGUGGGAUCUCCAGGGCAUGCCUUCAAAGAGGAUCGACAAACCCUCAUGUAUGCCACCUACCCUGAAGAUAUUCAAAGGAUGGCAGCAGAUUUUUUGAAAGUGGACUACAUUUUCCUUGCUGUUGGUGUGGUUGGUGGAAAUACGAACAUUGAGCAGGUCCAGCAUGUCGUGAAUUUCGACCUGCCCAGCAGCAUCGAUGAAUACGUCCAUCGCAUUGGAAGAACUGGACGCUGCGGGAACAUCGGUCGGGCUGUGUCCUUUUUUAACCCAGAGUCAGACACUCCAUUAGCUCGCUCUCUGGUCAAAGUUCUGUCUGGGGCCCAACAGGAGGUUCCCAAAUGGCUGGAGGAAAUUGCUUUCAGUGCUCAUGGGACAACAGGCUUUAACCCACGUGGAAAAGUGUUUGCGUCUACAGACACUCGGAAGGGGGGAUCUUUUAAGACAGAUGAGCCACCGCAAGCAUCCGCUCCAAGCCCAGCAGUGGCUGCAGAUGACGAGGAAUGGGAAUAACUACUUACACCUUAUGUUCUAUUAUGUAGAGUUAUUUUAUUUUUAUAUUUGUGAGUUUAUUCAUUUCUCCACAUUGUUAAAAUGUUGAAUGAUUAAGGUAGCUUUGCAGUAAAGCAAAAAAAAAAGUCACAUUCUGAAAACUGUAGGUUUGAUCUGAAGGACAGAGUAUUAAUCAAGACAUGAUACCUUUUAGCAGUUUGGUUUGAAUGACCUGAUUUUUGUCACCUAUUUGAUUUACGAGCACAUCUGGAUUAGUGGAUUUUUAUCAAACUAAAA